Messenger RNA from Saprolegnia parasitica CBS 223.65, 1152 nucleotides. RefSeq lists its product as hypothetical. The record is from RefSeq and is a predicted model, not a curated record. NCBI's taxonomy places the organism in Eukaryota, Oomycota, Saprolegniomycetes, Saprolegniales, Saprolegniaceae. The transcript has a single exon. The coding region runs from base 1 to 1152 and encodes 383 amino acids.
AUGCCACCAUUCGCGACGGCGCCGGCGCAGACGCCAUGGAGCUGCAUGGCCGCGCCCAUGACCGCGAUGGAAGAGGCCGCAUGCGACCCGCUGGACCACGACGACCUCUUCGCCAUGAUGGACUCGUCCUUCCCGAUGCUCGACGAGGCGCCGGCCAAGAAGCCCGAGGAAGCCGCGAAACCUGCCAUGAAGGGCGAGAAGCGCAAGCUCCAGGUGCGCGAAGCGUCGCGCCGCUGCCGCCUCAAGCAGAAGGAAGAGGUAUCGUACCUCCGGUCGCGCGUCGCCGAACUCGAGCAGCUUGUGCGCGAUCAAGCGAUGGUCCCGCCGCCGACCACCGACGCCCUUGAAGUCCAGUCGCUGCGCCAGCAAAACAAGGAGCUUACGGACGCGCUGCAGCGAUCGCAGUCGCAGAUGGUGCUCAUCCAAGCGCUGCUCAACAAGACGCUUGUGGAGACGAUGCAGUCGAUCGUCCCCGUGACGUCGCCGCCAUCGUCGCCACCCGCCUCGUCGAUCGUCUCGGACGCCCAGCGCCUGCGCUUCGCCUCGGUCGUCGACUGCGCGUUUGCGACGCUCACGCACUUUACGCUGCCGCACGCCCAUGGCGGCCCAAUCCUCUCGAUCACGCAUUCGGCCAACUCGUGGUUUGGCGAGAUCUGGAGCGUCGGCUCCGAGCUCUUUGUGUGCAUGACCAAGGAGCUUCCAUCGACCAGCCUCCUGCGCACAAACAUGGUCGCCGACCGCGUCUGGGAGCGCUCGGCGGCGGUCUCGUUCGCGAACAGCGCGUACACGCUCCUGCGGCAGCGCAAGCUCUUCGAGGUCGACGCCAACACGCACGUGUACGAGCGUCUCGAAUCUGUGCUCGAGAUGAAGCUCCUCUCGCAGCAGUCGGUCAAGUUUCGCCGAGCGGUCUCGCCCACGACAGUGCUCAUUGGGACCGCGACCGUCCAACCCGACGAAACGACCAAGUACACGCCUGGCAAGGAGCAGCUCGGUUUGCUCUUGCACUCGGUUCCCGACUCGCCACUGCUCGCCUCCGUCCAGCUUGUCGGAACAUACGAUGUUGUGGGCGUGCCGCCAGCCGAGGUCCAUGCCCGCCUCUCCAAGCAUGUGCUCGAGCUCGCGCAGACGCUGGAGCAGCAGCUCUUGCUCUAA